Molecule: messenger RNA, 10545 nt
Organism: Apodemus sylvaticus (European woodmouse)
Lineage: Eukaryota; Metazoa; Chordata; Mammalia; Rodentia; Muridae
Product: apolipoprotein L3-like
Exons: 4
Coding region: 175-1116 (313 amino acids)
Biological process (GO): lipoprotein metabolic process; lipid transport
Cellular component (GO): extracellular region; membrane
Molecular function (GO): lipid binding
Source: RefSeq, a predicted model, not a curated record
CUUUCGUGUCCUGGGUAUAUCAAGCCCAGAGGUUGUGUCUGGGUGUGUCUCAGAGGGGCAGCUGGUGACUGGAUCCACACAGCUGAGGACAGCGGGGACACAUCCAAACGGGCUGCAGGAAGAUUCCUGGGGUGCACACCUGGGGAGCAGUGAGAAAAAUCCUGUCAAAAUCCAAUGGCUCAUGCUUCGGACUCACAAGGGGAAGAUCACAAUGUUGAAGACUUCAUUGAUUUUUUCACCGAAGUACUCAGCAAAACAGAUCUGAGGAGACUGAUUACUGAAGAUGGAACCUGGAAGGGAUUUGUGGAAGCAGCAGAGUUGUCAAGCGAGGAGGAAGCUGCACUGUGUUCUGCUCUGAAGGAGAAUUUAGAACAGGAUCCCACAGAUGAAAAUGAUGGACCUCCAAGGGAGCAGCAGAAAGAGGAAUUUUUGCGAGAGUUUCCUCGGUUGAAAAGGAAACUUGAGGACCAUAUCCGGAAGCUCCGAGACCUGGCUGACCAUAUCGACCAGGUGCACAAGGACUGCACCAUCUCUCAUACAGUGUCCAGCUCUGUUGGUGCUGCCUCUGGAAUCCUGGGCAUCCUUGGUUUGGCUCUGGCACCCCUUACAGGAGGGGCCAGUUUGGCCCUCUCAGCAACCUCCUUGGGUCUGGGAGCAGCCGCAUCUGUGACUGGUAUUACUACAGGCAUUGUGGAAGAUUCAAUGACACAGUCAGAUAUAUCUGAAGCAGGUAACCUGGUCGAAGCCACCAUAAAAGUACUUGAGGAGAUUCUAAAGAUCGUGCCUAAGAUAAGAGUCAAGCUUAGUAAUAGUGUUAGGGAAUUAAUUGAUGCCUUCAAAAGAUACCAGGCUAUUAAGAAGCUUGCAUCCCAUGGAAAAGGAUUUCUGCGGGGUCUUCAUCUACUGACCAAAGGAGCCAGGAUUAGAGCAGGAGUGUUUACAAGUAUCUUCCUUGCUUGGGAUGUGUAUGACCUUGUGAAUGAAUCAAUGGAUCUGUAUAAUGGGGCCAAAACAGAGUCAGCUAAAGCACUGCGCGACCUGGCUCACAAGCUGAGAGAGAAGGUGCAAGUAUUUGAGGAGAUCUACAAGGAUCUGCAGGAAGAAUUGCCUCAGUGACCCCUCCUCCAAGGAACUAGGAGUUCAGAGGAAAUGAUGUGAACAUGGGUAGGGACAGCAGAGAUAUUCUGUAACAAGGGAAAUAGCCUAAGGUCUAAUCCAUGGAAAAGAUUGCUGAGGAGUUUGAAUUUCUCUGACUGAGCAGAGAAAGGUCAAUGCAGAUGGCCAGAGAUCCCAGGAGAAGAAGAAACUGGAGUCUAAAAGGGCUCAGACAUUUAUCGAGUAGAGAAUCUGUAGACAAAUCAGCAUUGAUCACUCUAAUAACACCCUCGUGUAUCCUAACAUCUUUGCCAUCUCUUCAUGGUCUUUUGCUGGGUUUGGUAAAUGCUUAGCUAUCUGAGAAAUGAUAUUGUUUAGUGGGUUUGUUUUGCUGUAAUUUUUUUUUCAGAUUUCUUUUUGAAGGGUUAAGGAGCAGUUUCAAAUUAGGAAAGCAGAAAGAACAUUUUAUAGGUUUUUUGUUUUAUUGAUUAUGGUUUUAUCAUGUAACUGGCCUGGAAUUUCUAGGUAGACCAGAAAAUAGUGAUGGUCUUCCUAAGUGUUGGGAUUUAUGUGCAUGUACCACAGUAUUGAUAUAUUAUUGACUACAGUAUAGAGGUCAUUGCUUGUGCUAAACAAUAUCUGUGGGUGUUGACAAGUGUCUAGAGUGCCAUAUGUUUGAAAUUAUAUACUAUGCUACCUUUCAUAUUGGUUUUAGCUAGAAAUAUGCACGUGAGAAAUAAAAAAUAUUAAAAUAAGGGUGAUCAGAGUGGUCUAGAGUGUGGGGAAUGGGUGUGUAACAUGGUGGGUGUGGUCAGGGAGGGCUGGACUGGACAAGCAAUGAGAAGUCAGGAAGCCCGGGGAGCAGAAAGUGGGAGAGAGCCAGAGUGAGAGUUAAGGUGGAUCUCAUACAGGGUCAAAUGCUGUGUGCAGUGGAGAUGAAUUUAAAACUUUUGUAACAGGAAACUGGGCAUGUGGCUCUCAGCUCCUUCUCAGUCUGUGGAGAGUUUCUGGCCAAGGUGGUGUCUCAGAUCAGUGGGCUCUUGUCCUAUUAUGUUCUAUAUGCUUGUGUCCAGAAAGUGUUAGCUGGCUGGUCUUGAAAAAUGAAGUAAAAGCUGUCACUUGCAACCUCUGGACCAUCAGUAUUGACAGUUCUGAUCACUGAGGUGGCAACCAUUUGCCUGACUUUAUUGUGUUGUCAAACAACAUGCUGAACAGUUUUCUAGCAGAUCUUCUUAAUAUACAAGUGGGAUGGGCUCUGCUUCUGUGCCUGGAUUUAGAGAUAGAGGCAUGGGAGUGUGCUAAUCCCUGCCAUCCUGACUAUUCAAGGGUCUAUGAGUGUUCCAACCAAUUCAUCACUUUGAUCAUGGGAACCCAUCAUGGUUGGCCUGUAGCUCAGCAGACAUUUACAUGGUUCUGUCAUGAAUGGACCUUUGGCUCCGCAGAUAUUUACAUGCUCCUACAUCCCACUGUGUUUUUCUCUGCCAAGCUGAAGUCAUGCUGAUGAAAGGAGAGAAAAUCAAGAGUAAGAAAAUACUUUGAAAUAUAGCAACAUGUAUCUCUCUACAAGAAAGCAUGGCGAGUAGUGUCUUGUAUCUUAGGGCUGCAUGUUGGCUCCCUCUUGGCUCAGUCUCUGAGAUGUGGAAUAAUAGCUGAUGCCUAGUAUUUUGGAAAGGAGGUUGAGCAGUGGUGGGCAGACUGUGUCCUCUGGGCAUCUCCUGGACUCUGCUCAGCUUGUGGGUGAAAAAUGGCAGGUUCUGUCUUAUAUAUCUGGGGGGAAAAUAAGAUUGACAGAGACACAAAUAGACAUUCUUCCAUUAGAACUAGGUAGCUCCAGGAAGCCAUGAAUUUCAGCAUCUCUCCCAUGGAUUUCCAUGAUUUCUUAUUGGCAAGGACCACUCUUCGCUUGGAGAUGGGGUCCUGAGGAAUAGGUGUUUGGGAGCAGUGGAAGGAGUUGAAGUCAAUGAUGAAGUACAAGCAGAUAGCUCAGUCCUUUGCUGGAGACAGGUCUCUCAAGAGCAUUUUGGUUUUCCAACCAGUGUCAGAAAGCUUUCCAGAAAAAAAUGCUAAAGGAGUGUGUUAGCUCUCAAAGCAGUUCUUUCUGUCUCUCUCACAGAUUUGCAUAAGCUAUUUCCUUAUGAAUUCAAAGGCUUGAAUCACCAAACCUGGGUCUAAACCCCCUCUGUCCCAAGCUAGCAUUGAACUCAGAAAUCUCCCUACCUAUAUAAGCACAAACAAAAGGAUUAGCUGUGUGGUUUCAGGUCCUGAGAUCACAGUUCCCUCACUUUCUGGUUCUCCUUUUGAAACAUGAAUUUUUUUUUAAAACUUUUCCUUUCCCUCUACUGACUCAUCACUGCAGCUGCCUCUGUUUUUUUCAGGUCUAUGAAGCACCUCAUCAAAGUCAUGUUGCAUCCUCAUAUUUUGAAUAAUUUAGAAAUAUUCAUGAACUCAUGUUUUUAGAGUUCUUUUCCACAGCCUUAAGGGCUGAAAAUCUCAGCAAUUACCAUUUUGCUGAGGAACAUUAGACACACCCUCUCGAACUUGUGAUGUUUCUAAUUAUCAUGGGGACCUUAACCUUGGCAGGGAGAACAUUUCAUGAAAGAGGAACAUGAAGUAAAAUAUGUACACUACUAUACAAUAAACCUUAGAAACAUGCCACACUAUCCUUUCCCCAGCGGCCAUGCUGGCUACUUAUUACUUGGCUUGUUACUUGGCUAUUAUUACCCUUGUUCUCUCUCAGGGCACCAGAGUCCUUCCUGGUGCUUAUAGACUAUGGUUUGUCUGCUUCCUCAUGGUUGGCUGGAGCAUUCUUUCCCAACUUUUGUACAAAGUGCUACAAAUGCCACACUGUUUUUAUGAAAUCAUUCAGCUCUCUUCCUGCUUUGUAGUACUGUGGGACCUCCCAAGGCACUUAAAGAAAGAAGCUUCACAGCUGGUACUGGUCACCAGCACUGGACUGCAUUACAGAUCAUGCCAUGUCUCCUGACAAAAGAGACAUAAGUGUUGGGAGGGGGAAGGGCAGGUGUAGUAGAGAGAAGUGUCAUAGGAAAGCUUGACAUCCAGGGCUGGAAGGAACAGGGCAAUCCAUCAGGAAGGAAGAGGCAUAUGAGGACAUCAUAUGGGAGGGAGAGAGAGGAGUUUUUCAGGGUGGGAGGAGCCCAGUAUAGGCCUGAGAGCUGGAAGGUUCCUGUGUUUGAGGGGAGGGUGAUGAGUCCUUGUCCCUGCAGCUGCUGCUUAAGGAAGUUGGUUCUGGGCCCAACCUCACUCUUCCAUCACCAUAACCAGUAGAGAGUCCUGGUUAGAUCCAAAGAAAACAUGAUCAGCUGGAGACAUAAUCAUGAGAAGGGACUGAAUCUGCUCAGGAGAGAUGAGAAGCAAGUUUCUGGCCCCUGGGGUGGGAACUGUGUGUAGCCAUGAGGGUCAGUGACAUCAUCUGAAUAAGUAUGGAGCAUGCCUGCCAUGCUAGGGCCCAUGCCUCUGUGAAGAGAAGAAACCCUGAGGCUUACACUUGCUCUGUCCAGCAUACAGAUGGUGCCUUAUUAUAGUGCAGUGAGAAGGUCCUGGCAGAUCAGAACCUGGUGCCUGGGACAUGUUCUGAGCCUUGCCAGCGGCCUACCGUGUGCUACAUAAAUGUCUAUAUCAGUUCAUCAUAUAUUCUUAGUUCACUUCCUAUAAGUAUUAAAAUGUAUAGAGUUAUCUUGUAUAGGUGAGAGUGUUACUUCUUUGCUGAGUAGAGCUUUACUUCUGGUUUGUCUCUAGACAGAAUUUUCACAGAAGCAAUGGACACAGCUGCAGACAUCUAAACACUUCUUCAGGCUCUCCAACCAAAGCCUUGACUCCAAGGCAGAUUCUUUCUAGAGCCCUUGGUCCAGACUUAGAUCUCCAUGCUCAGUCUCCAUAGGGCGUCUUCCUAGGGCUCAGGACAGGCCUGAGAAGGUUUACUCAUUUCCCAGGGAAAAGAUGAAGCCCAUUCAGUCUUUGCAGAGGGACCCUGCCCUCUGCAGCCCCACCCUCCCUCCCUCCUUCCCAUCCUCUCCUAAUGCCUCCAAAGGCCAGCUUGCAGAGCUCUGGAACUGUGCUGAGCCUUUUCUCUCACAGGAAACAUCUCUCAUUUCCACGUGGUGACCAAACCGACCAGGACUGCCUCAAUUGGCCUGCUUCAGCAGCCUGCUGCUGUCUGGGAUCUGAGACAUUAUUUGGAUAUUGAGGUAAUGGCUUCUGAGGACAAAGCUCAUUCAAGGAAAUAUUAUGGAUAAAGAGAUAAUAAUCACCAGGCAGUGGUGUUGCACACCUUUAAUCCCAGCACUUAGGAGGCAGAGGCAGGCUGAUUUCUGAGUUAGAGGCCAGCCUGGUCUACCAUGUGAGUUCCAGGACAGCCAGGGGUAUACAGAGAAACCCUGCCUUGAAAAACAAAACAAAACAAAAAAUAACAAGAAACAAACAAAAACAGAUAAUCUUAAAAGUUUCUAGGACUACCUGCUGUGAGAGACAGAUCAUCUCCUCUAUUCACACCUGUGGUCUGGCCUUUGACAUCCUGAUUAAAGGGCCCAUAAAGGGCCCAUAGUGCUGUAUAUCAGAUUGUUCAACAUGUCUUUCUGUGACCCACACAGAUCUGCUACCCACCCAGACAGAGGACACCCUGUCUUAUUUCUCAGUACCUCAUAGUCUGGGCAGAGAACAGGACAGGCCCAGGGGAACAAGCCUGCCAUCUUCCUACCCAGCCUGCUUCACAGAAUCCUCAACAAGACUCAGGUUCCCCAAGAGCUCACACAGACUCAUGCUCAGAGACACUGUGUCACAACUCCUGAGCACCUUGCAUCUCACAAGCCAUUAUUUGUCCUAUCUGGUUAGCAAAAACUAUGCAGGGCCAACCUCAGUGUGCACAGGGCACAUGACCUGCAGGGUCUGGAGAGUGCUCAACCACAACAGUCUCCUUCUGCUCUGAGCCUGCUGCUGAGGUCUCAGGCACUCUCCCACUUGAGCAGAGCCCUGGGAAGCUUGGUGAUGUCAUGUGAGAGGCCUCUAUUCUUUCUUGUGGUUAUUGGAACAAAAGUAUUGGCUCAGGACCCCCAAGACCAAUUCUCUGCACAAAGGAGAUUUAUUUGUCCCAGGGGGUGAGAGGGCAGAGAUGAGAGAGAAAAGGAGGAGACAGCGCAUGAGGGAGACCGGGGAAGGGAACAAGGGAGGGGGGAAGGAUUGUUUGUCCCAUGCUGGGACAAAGGACAGCCUCUGGACAGUGAGGAGACAGAAAUGGCCAUAGACAAAUAUUGGUUUAUAAAGGUGUAGAGGAAACCCUGUGUUAGCAUGAGGUGUUUCAGUUUUAGGCAUGUUAAUUAGGUGAGCCAAAGUGGGCUUUUGAUUGCUGGAGUUCAAUGGUUUGAUAGCUGGAUCUUAGUGGUCAGCCUCAAGAGGAGGGAUUAGCUGUCUAAGGGAAUAGACCAUGGGGACUUGCUUCAGGAAUGCAAUCUAAUGGUGUUUAGAAAGAAGGGGGAACUGGGGAGAUGGGUAAGGACUGACAGAGCCAGACUUACCAUGCUCGAGCUGGUCAGAGUCCCUUCACUUAUGGCAGAGAAGGAGAGAAGGACAACUAGAGCGAACAUGGUUUCAAGUCUAGACUGUAUCCUGGGCUGAUGUCUGACCAUGAUCUUUGUCUUCCAGAGUUGCAGGGAGGAUGAGCAGGUAGGGGAGCUUAAGAGACUCCCUAAGGUACAAACGAUCUACCUAUGGCUGAGCUGACAGGGAUCCCAGCCCUCCUUCCUAUGUGCUUCAGCUCACUAACUGCACAUUGGGAUCCCAGGAAGAAGCAGCUGCCUGCCUGUUAUACUCAGCAACUGAACGUGAAAGUCCCACCUUCUGCAGCAGAGUCAGACUGACACAACACAACAGCCACCUCUAGGGAACCACCACCUCCCACCCUCCUGGGUGACCCAUAUGAGGGAACAAUGUUAGCUCCACAUCCCAAGUCUUUCUUAGUUUAUGACCCUUUGGAGUUUUCUGUGGAACAAGGAAUAAAAACAUGUAUCACAGAUUGAAGGACACUGCAUAGAUCACCCCUAUUUUAGUCAGGGUUCUCUAGAGUCACAGAACUUAUGGGUAGUCUCUAGAUAGUUAGGGAAAUUGUUGAUGACUUACAUUCUGUAGUCUAACUCCCCAACAAUGGUCAGCAGCAGCUGUGGAUGGAAGUCCAAGGAUCUAGCAGUUAUUAAGUCCCACAAGGCAAGCAGGCAAGGAAGAGUGAAUCUACCUUCUUCCAAUGUCCUUAUGUAGGUCUCCAGCAGCGGGUGUGGCCCAGAUUUAAGGCCUGUGCCACCUCGACUUAAGUCCCAGAUGACCUUGAACUCAGAGCUCUCCUUGUCUUAAUCUUCUGGAAUUCAUAGUCACUAUUUUUCAAGAUCUCCAUGCCAAGAUCCAGGUCAGAAACUUGUAUCUCUGAGCCUCCAGAUUAGGAUCAUAGGUUAGUAUUCCAAUUCUGGAUUGUAGUUCAUUCCAGAUACGGUCAAGUUGGCAACCAGGAAUAGCCACUACAACCCCCUAAGUGAACAUGAUCUGCCCACUCACAAUGUCCAGCAGGAAACUUCUCCCUCCCCCUCCACCUCGGCUGCUCCUCACCCUGGUUCCCUUGUGCACACAGUGGUGCUGUUGUGUCCACCAUGUCUGGAACCUGUAUAUCUCCCUAUGUGGUGUCUUCUGUCUCAAGCCCAGGUUCUGCAUCUGGAACCAUCAUGCCCUGCUUCCUCUAGGAUGACCCCUGCAUCCUCCACGACACACUCCUCUGGUACUGUGUUGUCUCCUACAGAACUUGGAGUCAUAAUUCAACUUCUGUCCCAAGUCUCCUGUCCAUAAGCUCACAUAGCUCGAUGGCUGUGGAAUAGUUCUGCUUUGCUCCAGGAAGAAGAAACUUAAAGCACAGCCGAACUCCUGAAAUUGGAUGUGUGAAGGAUGCACUGAGAGGUAAUGUCUUUCAUACCACAGCUCAGGAACCAGUCAAGACUCAAGCCAAGAUCCAUAUACAGAGAGUAGACCAUUGUGACCUCAAUUGAUUGUUUAAGGUUUUUUUUUCAUCCAUAUCCUUUCUUGUUCUCAAUUCUUCUCUUUUAUCAUCGUCACUGUGUCUCUGCAGUUACAGAACACCACUGUGAGACGCAGAACCAUGACAAUGUCCAUGGAAACUGAGGGGCUGGUCAUGAUGGAGACCUACUGAUCAGGGCAUAGGACGAACUGCAACAGAAAUACACUCCUGCACAGAGUCAGGGUGUGGCCUCAGCGUCCUGCUGCAGAUUCAGCUGAAAUUGAAACAUAAGGGUCUCAGGCUCCACAUACAAUAGAGCCCACUCGCCCUGGGCAUCCUGUAGAUCUGCUAAAAAAGGCUUGGGUGAGCUGUGACAAGGCUAAAAACUUCUGUAACGAGUUCCAGAUAUUCCAAUACCUUCUCUGGCUUACACCAGGCAGCAAACACACAGAAAGGCAUGCCGACAAAACAUACACAUAAAAUAAAAAUGAAUGACUAUUCAAAUAUUAAUUUUUGGAAAAUAAGAGAUUGUACUGCCUGUGGCAGUGUGCUUGCUAGCAUGCUUUGCUUCUGUCCCUCCUUAAGAAAGGACUGCAUCACUGAACUACCUUCUCUUUGGUCUCCUGUGUUUCUUUGUAAGCACAAAGGGCAUCCUUGGUUGUUAAGUGUUUGCUGAAAGCAGCCAACUGGUUGAAAACAAGCUUGAAAAUAAAUAUCCAUUAUUAAUGUUGGAAGCGUCACAAGGCUAGGGUCUGAUGGCAUGUUUGUAGUUCUGUCUUCUGGGUCAUUUGUGAGAGAGGAAAGUCAAUGUUUUCCUUUGUGUGGUGGUUUGACUGACAAUGGUCCACAUAGGCUCAGGUUUGAAAGUUUGGUCAUCAAUUAGUGGCACUGUUUGGGAAGGAUUAGUAGAUGUGGUCUUUUUGAAGGAGGGGUGUCACUGAGGAAGGGCUUAGAGCUUUCAAAAGCCUAUAACAGUCCCAAUCUCUCUCUCUCUCUCUCUCUCUCUCUCUCUCUCUCUCUCUCUCUUCCUGAAAUGUUUAGAUCAGAUAUGAGCUCUCUGUCUUCUCUAGCACCAUGUCCGUCUGCUGCCAAGUGCUAGGAUUAAAGGCAUUUGCUACCAUCUCCAGCUUGAUGGCAAGAUUCUUUAAAGUGAUGUUACCUACCAUAGGCCUAUAUAACUUGUCUUCAGGUAGUGUGUGGGUAGUAGGUGAGGGGAUAACAGAUAAAUCUGUCAUAGUUUUUCUGCCUGCUGGUCAUUUCUUGGCUGGAUUUUUGUUUUUAUAUUUUCCAUAGAUUUGCCAAUUCAUCAUAAAGAGUUGGUAAACAUUAAAGAUAAAUGGAAGGAACCUCUGACUCUCAACAGCUUCAGCUGAGGUAGUGAAAGGGCAUCCUAUGAAUUUUUCAGCUGGGACAACUCUUGUUCCUGGAAUUAAAGAUGGAUCCGUGGAUGGACUGGUGAGAUAGCUCAGCGGUUAAGAGCACUGGCUGCUCUUUCUGAGGUCAUGAGUUGAAAUCCCAGCAACCACAUGGUGACUCACAACCACUCAUAGUGAGAAACAAAUAAAAAAAACCUAUGGGCAGGAGCGAGCAGGGCUGGAGCAAGCAGAGCCAGAGCAAGAGGGGAAAGGGAAGUUGGGGGUGGAGGUGGGGACGAUGAAUCUGAGGCUAAAGGGACCUGACACCAAGGCUGAUGGUUCGAACUUUAUUCCUGGGUUCCAUUUGGAGGAAGGACAGAACAAACUCCUAGAAGCUACCCUCUGACAGAACUUCUAAAUUUUCCUGAAAUGGCUCUAAAUAUAAGUCAGCCUGUUUGUAUUAACUGCUUGGGCAGUUGCCAUGGUGAGGUAUAGCCCCUCCUACUCUUCUUCUAACUGACCUAGUUCUAAUGCUUAACACCCCUGGACUCCACCAAUCCCCCUCCCCACUUCCUUUAAUCAACUCUUGAUUGGCUCACUAUUUGGAGGAACACUGUUCGGUGGACACUUACUGUUGAGGUCUCAUCCUUUUCAGAUGUCUAUAGCAGUUUGUAUUCAGUCUCCAUUUUGCUUAAAAGGUGAAAUUAAGUUCAGGUUCUCAGACUUUGCUGCCCAGAAGUAAUUAUACACAGCAGACUCUGAAAAACAUUUCUCCUAAACUGUGGUUGUAUUACUUACGAUCUGUUAACUUAAAUACUCUAAAACUCCCCUGAUCACCACCUAUCCACCACCCCUUACAUCACUUAGGACCAGUCAGCUUAAACGUCAGCUGAAAAUUCUUUUUCUACAUAGGGAAAAUAUAGUACUUCUUCCAUCCUUGCCUUCUGAACGUCUAAACUUUAUUUUUUCUAUAAAAAGCCUGCCCUAAGAAUAGACUGGUACCACAAUUAGGCUCCUGAGUCCUUUUUUCUGGUCCUGAGCAACCAGUCUUGUGGUGUGUGUUCAAUAAACUAUGCUCCUUAACUGAGA